This is a messenger RNA of Austrofundulus limnaeus, 2727 nucleotides long. It is a transcript of the gene taf15, whose product is annotated as TAF15 RNA polymerase II, TATA box binding protein (TBP)-associated factor. The transcript is spliced from 16 exons. Gene Ontology annotation, molecular function: RNA binding. Gene Ontology annotation, biological process: regulation of DNA-templated transcription. The coding region runs from base 28 to 2388 and encodes 786 amino acids. NCBI's taxonomy places the organism in Eukaryota, Metazoa, Chordata, Actinopteri, Cyprinodontiformes, Rivulidae. The record is from RefSeq and is a predicted model, not a curated record.
AACUGGUUUCUGUCGCGAGAUCUGGCAAUGCGGAAAUUAAAGAAGGAGAUGGACAUCAGAAAUGCAGCAAAUUUAAAGUAUUUACCAAAGACAGGUAGAUUCUUCUCUCCUGUUAAUGUUGCCGAUUUUAAGUCAGCUUCCGUCAACGAGGACCACCCAGCCAGCCGGAACUUUUCUCCAGCACCGGAGCUAGCUUACCUCCAGAGCCCAGCAUCUUCAAACAGCGUCUCGGAUUCUGCUGUGAGGGCGAUCGUAAAGGGAACCGGUGAUGACGAGUCUCCAGUCACACCGCCACCUGGGCCGCUCGUCGAGUCCGGGAGCUGCACCUCAACGCCUCCACUGUCCAGGGACCCAGCGCUGUGGGGGGACAUUACGGAGCGGCUCCGCGAAGAGGCGAUUUCCAUGGGGCCUGCAGCUUUCCAGAACCGGUCCUCCUAUUAUCCCGCAUCUGGAAGGGAGUCCAGACUUGGGGGGCGUUGGACACGCCAUCUCACCAACGAUUUGUUUCAUUGCCAGCUCCCGAACAACCAAAUUGUGUCGAGGGAAUGGCUUCUUUACUCUCCAUCAACCGGAUCAGUUUAUUGCUAUGCCUGUAAACUCCUUUCAUCCCAGAAGCAUUCAUUUAUAAGCGGAUUUAGCGAUUGGAGACAUCCACAGAGGUUAAAUGAUCAUGAAAAGAGUCCGGACCAUAGACAAAACAUGCUGUCCAUAUUGCACAGGUCUAAAUAUGCGUGCAGACUGGACGCUUCUUUUGCCCGACAGCUUGAGUCAGAACAGCAGUACUGGGAGGAGGUCCUCACACGUGUAGGACUGCCGUUUGGAGGUGACAAUGAACUGCUGGACCCUGCUGACAAUGGGAACAGUUUGGGACUACUUACGGAGAAGCAUGGCAGUAAGGACAGAGAUUCAGGCUACGGUGGCUCACAAGGCUAUGGGUCCUAUGGAGGUCAGCAGGGUGGACAGGGUUAUGGACAAGGAAAUACUGGUGGCCCUUAUGGGGGACAGAAUUACAGUGGUUAUGGUCAGCAAGGUGCAGCUCAAGAAAACUUUGGCCAACCUCAGCAACAAAGCUACGGUGGUUAUGGACAAGAAACAUCUGGGUAUGGCGACAAACCGUCCUACAGUCAGCCAGGAACUGGUUCUUCCUAUGGUGGCCAGCCCCAAGGUGGGGACAGCUAUGGGCAGCAAGGAUCCUACGGUGGCCAGGGUGGAGGUGGCUAUGGUGGUGGUGGUGGUGGUGGCCAGGGCAGCGGUAGCUAUGGUGGAAGCCAGUCCCAAGGAGGUGGUACCUAUGGACAACAAGGAUCAUACGGUGGACAGAGCAGCAGUGGAUAUGGYGCCGGGCAAGGGCAAGGUGGGGGCAGUGCUGGUGGUGGCAGCAGCAGCGGCGGCGGUGGCAGUGGCUAUGGGAGAUGGAGUGAAGAACCAGGUGAAGGUGGUGGUGGUCAGGGUGGCCGGUUUGGGCGUGACAAUGGAGACCGUUCAGAAGGAGGGGGUUUCAGAGGUCGUGGCCGUGGUGGAGGUGGCUAUGAUCGUGGCGGUUUCGACCGCAGCGGUGGAUAUGACCGAGGUGGUUAUGACCGUGGUAGCAGAGGUGGACCUCCUGGUAUGGGAGGUGGUGACCGUGGUGGCUACAAAAAUUUUGGUGGCUCUCGAGACUACGGCUCAAGGGAUGACUCAGGUGGAGAGCAGGACAACUCGGACAACAACACCAUUUUUGUUCAAGGACUUGGAGAAGAUGCCACAGUUCAGGAAGUUGGAGACUACUUUAAGCAAAUUGGCAUUAUCAAGGUCAAUAAGAAAACCGGCCAGCCUAUGAUCAAUAUUUACUCUGACAAAGCCACCGGCCGACCAAAAGGAGAAGCUACUGUAUCGUUUGAUGAUCCUCCCUCAGCUAAGGCUGCUAUUGACUGGUUUGAUGGGAAGGAAUUCAAUGGCAAACCCAUCAAAGUCUCGUUUGCCACCCGCAGAGCUGAGUUCACACAGAGGGGAGGCUUCAGAGGGGGACGAGGAGGUUUCAGAGGCCGAGGUGGUGGAGGCGGCGGCGGAGGAGGACCCAACUUUGACGUUAAGGGAGGGGACUGGCCCUGCCCAAACAGCUCUUGCGGCAACAUGAAUUUUGCAAGACGGCAGGAGUGCAACAAGUGUGGUGCACCUAAACCAGGAGACUCAGGAUUUGGAGGUGGCAGUGAUCGAGGAGGCAGAGGUGGAUUUGGCGGCGAUCGAGGUGGUGGUUUCAGAGGCCGUGGAGGUUUCCGUGGUGGAGAUCGCGGUGGCUAUGGAGGUGGCGGCGGCGGCAGUGGUGGUGGAGGAUUUGGUGGUGGUGGUGGCUACAAAAUGGGAGGAAGGGGUGAGCGCAGAGACGACAGAAGAGAUCGGCCAUAUUAAACCUCGAGCCAAGACGAACCAUUCCAGCCCUGGAGUUCGCUGUGUGGGGGGGUUAGGGUUAUCUUUAGAAAGCAAAAGAGGGAGAGAGAUGUUUGAAACAUUACAUGUCUGCUUCUGUAGUUUGUUCAUCUUGAGUAUUAUUGUUUGUUUGUGAGCGAGGGAUUCAUUGAGCUAAUGUGAAGGGGCUGAUGGGCACUGUUGACAUGUCAGACUUUAGUUUUUCCUCUUCCUUUCUGUGUACAUUUUAAUUUUUUUCUUUCUGAAACUAGAUUCAGGUGGUUUGAGGUAGACAUUGAUUGACCCAUUGUUUUGUAUAAAUGGAAUAAAACAUUUUACUUA